AUGGCCGACAAACUCCGCACUCAGCAAGAACUCGAGCGCCUCCAAGCGAAAUACGUCGGCACUGGUCACCCAGACACGACAAGCUGGGAAUGGCGCACCAACAUUCAGCGCGACACAUACUCUUCCAUCGCCGGUCAUAGGCCUCUCCUCUCUUAUAUCGCGCUUGCUGAGAACGAACCCAUUAUCAAGAUUCGCGCCCAGAUGAUCAGGCCUUGUGGUCCUCCUCCGCCACGCGAGGAUUAG
This is a messenger RNA of Fusarium fujikuroi IMI 58289, 243 nucleotides long. Its product is annotated as probable splicing factor 3B subunit 10. The record is from RefSeq and is a predicted model, not a curated record. Bases 1 to 243 code for a protein of 80 amino acids. The transcript is spliced from 3 exons. NCBI's taxonomy places the organism in Eukaryota, Fungi, Ascomycota, Sordariomycetes, Hypocreales, Nectriaceae. Gene Ontology annotation, cellular component: precatalytic spliceosome; U2 snRNP. Gene Ontology annotation, biological process: mRNA splicing, via spliceosome.